Grosmannia clavigera kw1407 is the source of this 1338-nucleotide messenger RNA. Its product is annotated as succinyl-synthetase beta. Bases 1 to 1338 code for a protein of 445 amino acids. The transcript is spliced from 4 exons. The record is from RefSeq and is a predicted model, not a curated record. Gene Ontology annotation, molecular function: metal ion binding; ATP binding; succinate-CoA ligase (ADP-forming) activity. Gene Ontology annotation, biological process: succinyl-CoA metabolic process; tricarboxylic acid cycle. Gene Ontology annotation, cellular component: mitochondrion; succinate-CoA ligase complex. Lineage: Eukaryota; Fungi; Ascomycota; Sordariomycetes; Ophiostomatales; Ophiostomataceae.
AUGUUCAAAUUAGGACGCAGCCGGGCUGUGGCUUCGGCCAUUACUGCCGUCAGGCCCACCUCGAUCUCCCGCCUUCCUGGUCUUUCCCAGCAGCGGAGAGCUCUCAGCAUCCACGAGCAUCAGUCUGCGGAUUUGAUGCGCAAGUAUGGCAUCCAGAUUCCGGACGGCGCAGUGGCGCGCACCGGAGCUGAGGCCGAGGAGGUGGCGAAGAAUAUCAGCAACGGCGACCUCGUGAUCAAGGCGCAGGUGCUGGCCGGCGGUCGCGGCAAGGGCACGUUUGACAAUGGGCUCAAGGGCGGCGUACGCGUCAUCUAUUCGCCGACGGAGGCCAAGAUGUUCGCGGAGCAGAUGAUCGGUCACAAGCUGAUCACCAAGCAGACGGGCGCCGGCGGGCGGCUGUGCAACGCGGUGUACAUCUGCGAGCGCAAGUUUGCGCGGCGCGAGUUCUACCUGGCGAUCCUGAUGGACCGGGCGACGCAGAAGCCGGUGAUUGUGUCGUCGUCGCAAGGCGGCAUGGACAUUGAGGCGGUGGCCAAGGAGAACCCCGAGGCCAUCAACUCGACGUACAUUGACAUCGAGACGGGUGUGACGGACGAAAUUGCGCGCGACAUCGCGGUCAAGCUGGGCUUCAGCGAGCAGUGCGUCGAGGAUGGCAAAGACACGAUCCAGAAGCUGUACCAGAUCUUCAAGGAGAAGGACGCGACACAGAUCGAGAUCAACCCCCUGUCCGAGACGUCGGACCACAAGGUCAUGUGCAUGGACGCCAAGUUCAACUUUGACGACAAUGCGGCGUACCGGCAGGAAGAGGUGUUCAGCUGGCGCGACACCAGCCAGGAAGACGCCGAGGAGGUGCGGGCGGCCAAGUCGAACCUCAACUUUAUCAAGCUGGACGGCGACAUUGGCUGCCUCGUCAACGGUGCUGGCCUGGCCAUGGCCACUAUGGACAUCAUCAAGCUGAACGGCGGCAACCCAGCCAACUUCCUCGAUGUUGGCGGUGGCGCCACCCCGGCCGCCAUCAAGGAGGCUUUUGAGCUCAUCACCAGCGAGCAGAACGUCACGGCCGUCUUUGUGAACAUUUUUGGCGGCAUCGUGCGCUGCGACGCCAUUGCGCAUGGCCUGAUCAACACGGUCGAGACGCUGAACCUGCGCAUUCCCAUCAUCACCCGUCUGCAGGGCACCAACGUUGAGCAGGCACACCAGAUCAUCAACGAGUCUGGCCUCAAGAUCUUCUCCAUCGACGACCUGCAGAGCGCUGCCGAGAAGGCCGUGCAGCUGUCCAAGGUUGUGAAGAUGGCUCGUGAUAUUGACGUCAGCGUCGAAUUUACUCUGGGCAUCUAA